Loxodonta africana (African savanna elephant) is the source of this 1041-nucleotide messenger RNA. RefSeq names its product inhibitor of growth family member 4 (gene ING4). The coding region runs from base 92 to 841 and encodes 249 amino acids. The record is from RefSeq and is a predicted model, not a curated record. Gene Ontology annotation, cellular component: nucleus. Lineage: Eukaryota; Metazoa; Chordata; Mammalia; Proboscidea; Elephantidae. Gene Ontology annotation, biological process: regulation of DNA-templated transcription; positive regulation of apoptotic process. The transcript is spliced from 8 exons.
CGGAAGGGUUCUAACCCAAGGAUCGCCUCAGAGCCUAUCGCAUUUCAGUCACUUCCGAGGUGGAUCGGAAGUUGCUUUGUUUUGCUUCAAGAUGGCUGCGGGGAUGUAUUUGGAACAUUACCUGGACAGUAUCGAAAACCUCCCCUUUGAGUUGCAGAGAAACUUUCAGCUCAUGAGGGACCUAGACCAAAGAACAGAGGACCUGAAGGCUGAAAUUGACAAGUUGGCCACUGAGUAUAUGAGUAGCGCCCGCAGCCUGAGCUCCGAGGAAAAAUUGGCCCUUCUCAAACAGAUCCAGGAAGCCUAUGGCAAGUGCAAGGAAUUUGGUGACGACAAGGUGCAGCUUGCCAUGCAGACCUAUGAGAUGGUGGACAAACACAUACGGCGGCUAGACACAGACCUGGCCCGUUUUGAAGCUGAUCUGAAGGAGAAACAGAUUGAGUCAAGUGACUAUGACAGCUCCUCCAGCAAAGGCAAAAAGAAAGGUCGGACUCAAAAGGAGAAAAAAGCUGCCCGUGCUCGUUCCAAAGGGAAAAACUCAGAUGAAGAAGCCCCCAAGGCUGCCCAGAAGAAGUUAAAGCUUGUGCGCACAAGUCCUGAGUAUGGGAUGCCCUCAGUGACCUUUGGCAGUGUCCACCCCUCUGAUGUGUUGGAUAUGCCUGUGGAUCCCAAUGAACCCACCUACUGCCUUUGUCACCAGGUUUCCUAUGGAGAAAUGAUUGGUUGUGACAACCCUGAUUGUUCUAUUGAGUGGUUCCACUUUGCCUGUGUGGGACUGACAACCAAGCCUCGGGGGAAAUGGUUUUGCCCACGCUGCUCCCAAGAACGGAAGAAGAAAUAGAUAAGGCCUUGGAUUCCAACACAGUUUCUUCCAUGUCCCUUGACCAGGGCUAGUGGGGAGAGGAAUGCCUGUGCUGGGGCCAGGGGGUUCAGGGAGAAGUGGAUGGUACAGUAUUGUCAUCCCUUCUCUACCCCUACCCCUCACUCCUGGUGCUGAGGCUGCAUCCAAACCCUGGUAGGGAGGGGUGCUGCAGCCACUAA